CUGGGCAUGACAUGGAGGUGAUAUGAUAUGCCCUUAAUGACUUGCCCAGAAGCCUGUGCCAGAGCUGUGAACUUAUCUCAGGUCUCCUGAGUCUCAGCACUGCAAUUCACAUACUCUUGUGCCUCUUCGCUUAACAUUUUUCCCCCCUAUCAGCAACACUUUAUUAUGGGAAUAAAAAAAUAAGUAGCAUGCCUUUGUAAAAAUAUUUGGUUGCUUUAUAGAGAAUUCUCCUGACUAAGUGAGCAUCACCCAAUUAAUUAGGAUGUAUGGUGUACGUGCUUGCCUUUACCACAGAGGGUGCGUCUACACGUUCAUUAAUGUGUCAUAAUUGUGGUACAUUAAGUUUAGUUCCUGUAAUGCCAGGUGCUAACUUCAUGAGCCGAACUUGGCACUACUGCACAUUAGUGCAAAUGAAUGGUUAUUUUUUUUGUGAUGCUACUGUGCAUUAGACUAAAUCUGCUGUGCAUUAUUGCAUUAGCAUGGGCUUUGCCUGCUGUGCUAAUGUGCAGUAGAAUUAGUCUUCUGCUCAUUAAGCAUCUUAUGUAGACAUGUCUAGAGAAUACUAAACGAAUAUGUAGGACAUUAAUUCAACAGACAUGAUUCUGGAUGUUUACUCAGGAAGUUUUAGAAAGAUUUAGGACUAGUUUAAAGGUGAAUUAAAAGACUAUAAAACGUGAUCAUGCACGCAUUUCUCAAAGGGUAAUUUGAGAAAUUUUGGUACAAAGUUAAAAAAAAAAAAAAAAGGAAAUGAGGGGUCAGUUAUGCUUCUAUUAAAGUCAAGGGCAAAACUCCAGUUAUUUUAAAUGGAUUCAAGAUAAAACCUAAAUUAUCAAGAAUCUAUGAAGCAUCUACUUCAUUUUUCUGUGGGUACCUAAUAAAAAUGGAAACAUAGGGGUAAACUUCCCAGUAUCACUAGUUAUCAGUAACAAAUGGAUUGUAAACAGCUUAAAAUGAAUGGGUAUGUUUUCAGAGUAGACCACAAUUAAUUAACUCUUUACAUGCAUUGGGAAUUUUGAAUAUUGAGCUAAUGUAAUGUAUUUUGAAAAUUUUCUCUUAAAAGGCAAAUUUAAAUUUCUUUUCUUAGUGUAGCUGCUCCCUAUUCUGCUCUUAGAUUUUUCCAUGAUUUUACUCUUAGGUACAAAUACUUAACAAUAUAAAAUUGUUAAGAAAGAAUACUGACACAACCAUAAUGUUCCUUUCAUGCAAAAGCACAAACUGUGAGUUGCACAAGUUGGCCUCAUGAGAAACAUUUAUCUAAAGAAUUUGAAUAAGGGCAGAUGCACUCUCACCCCUCAGCAGCCUGAGUCCCAGUCAGGACAAUCAAAGGUAACAUUGCCUCAUGAUGAUAGUACCUUUGUUUGCUCAGUGAAUCAUAGGGCAUUCUCUACUUCAUGGAACUUCAGGUUAGCUAACCAUCUUUCCAGGACUAAAAAAAAUUUAAUCCAAAAGGAAGAUGCUUUUCAAUUUGAGGAACCUACUCAGCACUGUAGUUUUAAGAAAGAAUGGCCAACACCUGCUGCGACACUUCCAGCCUGGAAAACCAACUCAAACUAAUGUGCAUCUGAAAGGUCGUGACCUUCUAACUCUGCAAAAUUACACAGCAGAAGAAAUAAAGUAUUUGCUAUGGGUGGCAUCAGAUUUGAAACAAAGAAUAAAGCACAAGGGAGAGUAUUUACCUUUGAUGCAAGGAAAAUCUUUAGCCAUGAUUUUUGAAAAAAGAAGUACAAGAACUAGACUAUCCACAGAAACAGGCUUUGCUGUCCUUGGAGGACAUCCUUGUUUUCUUACAACACAAGAUAUACAUUUGGGCAUCAAUGAGAGUCUCACAGAUACUGCACGGGUGUUGUCUGGCAUGACAGAUGCAAUCCUGGCCCGAGUUUAUAAACAAUCUGAUCUGGACCUCUUGGCAAAAGAAGCCUCAAUCCCAAUAAUCAAUGGCUUGUCUGAUUCAUACCAUCCUAUCCAAAUUGUAGCUGAUUACCUUACACUUCAGGAACACUAUGGCCACCUGAAUGGGCUUACCAUAAGCUGGAUUGGUGAUGGAAACAAUGUGCUGAACUCCAUCAUGAUGAGUGCUGCUAAACUUGGGAUGCAUCUACAUGUUGCUACUCCAAAGAGUUUUGAACCAGACUAUAGGAUCAUUAAAAUAGCUGAACAGUAUUCCAAAGAGUAUGGCACCAAAUUGCUUCUCACAACUGAUCCCUUGGAAGCUGCAAGUGGAGCCAAUGUUUUAGUUACAGACACCUGGAUAAGCAUGGGACAAGAACAAGAAAAGAUAGAGAGACUGAGGGCUUUUCAAGGUUAUCAGAUCACAAUGCAGACUGCAAAAGCUGCUGCUUCCGACUGGACAUUUUUACAUUGCUUACCAAGAAAGCCAGAAGAAGUUGAUGACAGGGUAUUUUAUUCUUCACGGUCACUGGUUUUCCAGGAGGCUGAAAACAGAAAAUGGACAAUUAUGGCUGUCAUGGUUUCCCUGUUGACAGAUUACUCACCACAGCUACAAAAGCCUACAUUUUGAUGUUUGGGUUCCUGCCAAGAAAAAUAUUCCUCACCAGCAGAAUAUACUGGUCCGCAAAUAUAUAAUUCUGUUUCAGAAAGAAUCAAACCAAUGAAUUAUUCCUCAGUAAAAUUGCAUAGUGGGCUCUGCUGAGCUAUAUAAUAUUGCUUUGCACUUGUGAAAACCUUUGAGAUGAUGUGCAGCAUUGCAAAAGCAGUUCUUUUUGUAGGUGCUUUAUUUUCUGUUGCCUUUGUUUUGAUUAGCAUCUCCUGAGUUUUCCAAAAGUGUAGUUUAACCAAUAGAUUCAACAGUAUCAUUGGUGAUGAUUUACAUAUGCUAUGGUAAGGUUGAACUUAUGUUGCAUAGUAUAAUGUUGUGAACCUGUCCAUAAAUCUGUCAGAUUUACUUGGUGAUCUCAAGUCAUGUUUGCAGAGAUCAGCACCACCCUGCUAUACCAUGCAUUCUCAAUCUUUUCUUGAAAACAGAGUCCCCUUAUUUGUACCCAAGCUACCUUCCACUUCCUUUUGGCUUUGAGAUAGUGGAGACUGUAUAAUCAAUGAAUCCUAUGGGCUGACAGGAAGAUGAUGUAGGAUUCACACAAAUAGGCUUCUACACAGUUAGGUGAGGGAGAGGAAAGAUGCUAAGGAAGUAUUGGCUCACUCCCCCUCACUUCAACCCUCUCACCAUUGACAGAAUUGUGGUUUAAGAAACCAUGUUUCCAUUCUUUUCAGCUUCAUUUUUGCCAAUCCUUUCCCAAAAUUCUAUUCAGGCAAACCUGUAUUUAUUUAAUUGAGGUCUAGAAUGAUAUGCUAUAAUCAAAGGCAGAAAGAGUUUUAAUAAUAUGAUUUUUAGGGUAAACUUUUACAAGUAAUUAAUGCAAAGAUCCACUUGCUGUCCUUCUGAGCUCUGGCUUCCUGCUCUGUAAAAUGGGCUAACACUACUUCUUUAUUUCAACUGAGUUUUCCAGCAUUUCAUUUACUCAUGUGUGUAAAGCACUGAGAUAUUUGAAUGGAAGUGGCUGCAGAUGUUCAAGGUAAUAUUGCACCUUUCAGACCUCUCAUGAAUUCAUUACAUGAAUAAGGAAGAGAUGAAUGCAAAUGAAGUGAACAUUGAAGAAGUAAUAAAAUGGGAAGUUUUUACAGAGAACAUUACCAUAUUUUCUCACAUAUAACUGUCACUUGUAGGUGUUGUAGGGAUUCGGCCUCUUCUUGAUAGGUGCCUUGCCCACAAGUCACGUCAGAGUGAGACUUGGGCUCGGGUGCCACCUAGUUGGUAUGGGUGCUGCUUCUACUCACCUGCCACGUCUUUGAUGUUCCUUGUUGGGGAGGCAGUUCCCUUCAGGUGGCCCACAAAAGCAAAGAGGUCUCGACCCCAGUCUUUUCUUCGUGGGGCUCCAAACCUUCCCUUUACCCCACCCUUACCAUGUCCACAGCCUGGACAAACACUGCACUCUGCAGGCAUUCCUCUGGAUGAUAUCUCCCCUCAUCCAGAUUGCCUGCCCUGGGAUGGGUCGGGCCUUCUUGGCCAGUAAAAUCUUCCUCCCACAGCCAGUUCCUCAGCUUCAGGCUGACUUGGGUACAUAAACCUGCCCUGCCUUAGGGCUGACUAGGACUUCACAUGAAUUUAACAGAAAGCAUCCGGUGUCCGCCGACAGACCCCUGGGCUCCUGUCUCCCAGUGCCCGCUUGCUACUCAAAACACAGGAGAAAGGAUAAGGCGGGGGGACUUGCUCAUCCCUUCCCUCCUAGUGAUUAUGGGGGUGGGCAGCUGCCCUGUGCCCCUCCCCUAUCCUUCUUCCCAAUGCAACCGCCUCUGUAUCCCUGCUGACCUGGGGUCACUCUCUUGCUCCUCCUGAGCUGGAGGGGCAUGCAGUUCCCACGUCGGGCUGCUCUUUUCUCCCUGCCGAGCUGCUUGUGAGAGCUAGCAGCUCCCUGCUAAUUUCCCCAUCUGCCAUACCUAUAUUCCCUGGUAGGGCUGCAGUGUUGCUCCUGGGCAUCUCUUGUAUCCCCAGGAUUUGGUUUCUUCCCUGCCAUGCUAGAGCCCUCCGGUCACUGCUCUGUUCCUCUUGCCUGCUCUCCAGCCAGGCAAUCCUCUGUUAAGCUCCUGGUGUCUCCUGGCUGGCAUCUUCCUCUUCUCCUGCUGGCUGCUCAGCUGCUCUCCCAGCUGCUAUUUGAGCAUCCCGCGUCUCGCUGAGGCUCUGUCCCUGUCCCUCACCGAUUCUCAGCUUCAGGCAGUUCCGGAAUCACAGAGCCUGCGUCCGUGUCCCCUCCCAGCUGCUGCUCAAUUGGGCCUCUGCGGUGAGUAUCGGGGCGUGUGGGGUGGGGAUCUGGGACCCACUAGGGGGGCUUUUACUGCCCCUUUCACAAUAACCCACACCUAUUCCCUCAAAACAAGCUGGGGAAAUUUGGGUGUGAAUUAUACACGAGGAAAAGGGCUCCUCAUAGGUCUGGAUAUUUUGUGGAGGGGAGGGGCAAAUUAACACUGCCAUUGCAACCCUUCCUCCCCUUGUCCCCAUUGCCAAAUUUCUGGACCCAUGGGGAACCCUCCACUUGCUAGAUUGGGAUGGCACAUGAAGCUGCUGCAUCGACUGACCUGGCAUGUAAGGUCUGACCCAGCAUAUAGCCCUAGACCUGGUACAUGGCUUCAGAGCUGAUGCACAGAAUGGGACAUGGCAUGCAGCUCCAGAGUGAUGUGCUGGAUUGGACCCAAGUGCUCUGUUUUGGGCUCUGACAUACAGUCCUCAGACCCCAGCCCUGGUGUACUGCUCCCAGUCCCAGAGGACCCCUGACCCCUGGUACUUACUUGAGGCCUUCCAAGAAUAUGGUGUGUGUUAUAUUUGGGGUGUGGUUUAUGAGAGAAAUAUGAUAAUUUCUAAUAAUGAAAAUCUGCUAAAAUGUAUAUCAGAUGGCAGUAUGUAAUUGCUUAUACUCUUCGUCACUGGUUGUUAUGUUGUAAUCAGUAAAAAUGUUAUUUUCAUUAUUGAUUGCAGUUUAA
Messenger RNA from Alligator mississippiensis (American alligator), 5490 nucleotides. RefSeq names its product ornithine transcarbamylase (gene OTC). The record is from RefSeq and is a predicted model, not a curated record. Lineage: Eukaryota; Metazoa; Chordata; Crocodylia; Alligatoridae. Gene Ontology annotation, cellular component: mitochondrion. Gene Ontology annotation, biological process: L-citrulline biosynthetic process. The transcript has 10 exons. Gene Ontology annotation, molecular function: ornithine carbamoyltransferase activity; amino acid binding. Bases 1454 to 2518 code for a protein of 354 amino acids.